AUGACCGACGCCCAACCCGAGAUGAAGAUCGAUCCCUCGAGAGCAAAGGCUCUGGUUUCGCAGCUGCAGUCCGUCCAGGAGCGCGUCACCGCCGUCGCUGCGGGGCGAAAUGUCCGCUUAGUGGCAGUUUCAAAGUUGAAGCCAGCCAACGACAUCCUGGCGCUGCACCAGCAGGCCACGCCGUCGCAGGUGCAUUUCGGCGAAAACUACGCACAGGAGCUGGGUCAGAAGGCGGAGAUGCUGCCUAGGAGUAUUCAGUGGCACUUUAUCGGUGGUUUGCAAUCAACACACGCAAAGAAGCUGGCCAAGAUCCCAAACCUCUUCUGCGUCUCCAGCGUAGACACCCUGAAAAAGGUCCAGCUCCUCAACGCCUCGCGCGCGGAGCUCAUCUCUUCGUCAUCGAGCGAUGGUAGCAGCGGCCCCGUGGAGCCGCUCGGCGUCCACGUACAGGUCAACACCUCGGGCGAGGAGUCCAAGUCCGGCGCCGAGCCGGGCCCGGAGACGGUUGCCCUCUGCCGCGCCGUCGAGGAGGAGUCGCCCGCGCUCAAGCUCCUCGGCUUGAUGACCAUUGGCGCCAUCGCGCGGAGCAAGGCUACGACACCCGAGAACGAGAACGAGGACUUUGUGUGUCUCAAGGAGCAGCGGGAUCUGGUUGUCAAGGAGCUGGGCUUGCAGAGGGAGUUGGAGCUGAGUAUGGGUAUGAGUGAGGACUUUGAGGGUGCGGUGAAGUUGGGGAGCGGGGAGGUCAGGGUGGGAAGUACGAUUUUUGGGGAGAGGGGGCCUAAGAGUGAGGCGAAGAUUUUGGUCUAG
Colletotrichum phormii is the source of this 810-nucleotide messenger RNA. Its product is annotated as YggS family pyridoxal phosphate enzyme. Gene Ontology annotation, molecular function: pyridoxal phosphate binding. Lineage: Eukaryota; Fungi; Ascomycota; Sordariomycetes; Glomerellales; Glomerellaceae. The transcript is spliced from 3 exons. The record is from RefSeq and is a predicted model, not a curated record. The coding region runs from base 1 to 810 and encodes 269 amino acids. Gene Ontology annotation, cellular component: intracellular anatomical structure.